CUUCCACACAUUCUUUCUCUCCUCUCUCUCUGUUAUCUCUUUCAAAUCCCAUUUCAACAAAACAGAUUCUCUGCUAAGAAAGCCUCAGUUUUGCAACAAAACCCAAAAAAAAAACCAAAUCUUUUUUCAUCUGAACCGAUUCAAAAUAUCAGAGAAAGUCUGUUGUACAUAGUGGAUUGAUUACGUUAUGGGGAUAAUCCAUGUAUUAGCUACUCAUGGUAAUGAGUGAAAACUACAGAUCCGUCGUAACGUUUAGAAAUGAUGAUAUGGUUACACAAUAAUGGCGAAAAGAUGUGAUAGAAGUUUUAUCAAUACAGAAGUACACCGUCUUAAGAAUAGAGUGAGACAACAAAGGUACAGAGCUCGUAAGCGUGAAGAAAAAGCUAAAAGAGAGGGACAGACUGUAUUGCCCUCAUGUUUGUUCAUCACAGAUUCCGCUGGUGCGAAUAAUGGGUUGGAUGUGAUUCACUCAAAUGCCGAAUGUGUAGGAGCCAGAAGUGUGACUAGUGUUGAACAUAGAUUUACUUCUGAAACCAGUGAAGAGACUGGCGUAUCUCAAAUUAGACCUGCAGUGAAAUCGCAUUAUGAACAGCCCUGCACCGUUGAACUUGCUGCGACUGUUGCAGAGGAAAAUUUAAAUACUUCUUCAGAGCCUUGUCAGGCAUUUCAUGCACACAUGAUUCAAGAUUUGCCUCAAACGGAAACUGUUCAUGGUAUUAAUAUUCUAAAAGCGCAAGAUAAUUCUUCAAUGAAGCUUCCUUAUCAGAGAGAGGUUAGGAGAAGCCAUGAAGACAUUUUAGCUCGUCGUGCUAAAAACAGAGAACGGCAGCGCAGAUAUAGAGCUCGAAAGCGUCUUGAAACAGACAUGAAAAAAGUUUUUUCUACCAACCAACCAAAUCUAUUGUCACUACAGAUUCCAAACCAGAGUGGGUCCAUAAAUCACGUUCUUUGUCACCGGGAUUGGAAAGAAGAAGCAAGACAGGUUCAUGUUUCUGAGGAGCCCAAAAUAUCACAAGCUGAACCACCACUAGCUUCUCUCAACUCUCCAGAUAACGAAAAUCUCAGCACUUUACCAUCAGAAAACAAGGAACACCUCGAGGAGGAGAAGGAACUAAAGCCUGAGCAUCAAGUAGUAGAUGGUAGUGUCACGGGAGCUACACAUAAUCGAAGAGAUUGGAAAAUGGCUGCAAGAAACAAAGUUCAUUGACGACUAACUCAAGAUUAUUGUAAAUGGAAAUAUUGAAGUAAAAAAAUGUCAAUCACCUAUGACUGUUUGCCAAUAGACGUUCAAACAACAAUUCUAACUAUACAGAAAUCUGAACUUUGUGAGUUCAACGUGAUAUUAUAACUUACUUGCUGCCUCCUCAUGAACUCUAGUCUCUAGCUAGCUUGUGCAUUACUCUUUACCUUUCAUAAAUGCAUAUAUAUA
Papaver somniferum (opium poppy) is the source of this 1429-nucleotide messenger RNA. RefSeq lists its product as uncharacterized. The coding region runs from base 281 to 1207 and encodes 308 amino acids. The transcript is spliced from 5 exons. NCBI's taxonomy places the organism in Eukaryota, Viridiplantae, Streptophyta, Magnoliopsida, Ranunculales, Papaveraceae. The record is from RefSeq and is a predicted model, not a curated record.